AUGACGGUUUCCAAGGAGUGCAGCGCAGUGCUUCAGAACAGGCAGAUAAAGAAGCGAGGAGACCCCGGCAAAUUUUUCCUCUCUAUCCAGAUUGGGAAGACAGUUUUUGCAUGCUCCUUAGUUGACCUUGGGUCCAGCGUGAAUCUCAUGCCUUACUCUGUGGCUCGACGUCUAGGAUACACGCAUUUCAAACCAACUAAGAUGUCAUUGGUGUUCGCAGAUAGAUCAGUCAAAUCCCUGGUUGGUAUUCUAGAGGAUCUCCAAGUAAAGGUCGGGAUCACCUCUGUUCCAGCAGACUUCGUUGUUCUAGAACUGGAAGAAGAGUCUAAAGAUCCUCUCAUCUUGGGAAGACCAUUCUUAUGUACUGUUGGAGCCAUCAUUGAUGUGCGACAGGGGAAGAUUGAUUUGAAUCUUGGAGACAUAGUUAUGCAGUUCGAGAUGGAUGAGUUGCUAAAGAAGCCGAUGUUGGAUGGGCAGACCUUUGAGGUUGAUGAAGAGAUUGAUCCGCUCCAACCUCGAGAAGGAAUGAUCGAGGAGAUUCUUACCGAAGACCCACUGGAGCUUGCACUAGUGCGAGCCGAGGCCGAGCAGAGUGUCGUUAACAUUGAUGCAUAUGGGUAUGCCAAGAUGCUUGACUCCGCAAGGAGUAUGGGAAGAAUGGUAGCAAGUUUAAGUCUGGGGGAGGAGAGCAACAGGGUUGAAACCACUCCAUCUAGAGCGACCCCUACACCAAACUCGUCUGUUCUGUCGAACCAACCAGAGGAUCCCUGGAGUGAGCUUAAAGCUCCCAAGAUUGAGCUAAUACCCCUUCCCUAG
This is a messenger RNA of Brassica napus (rape), 816 nucleotides long. RefSeq lists its product as uncharacterized. Lineage: Eukaryota; Viridiplantae; Streptophyta; Magnoliopsida; Brassicales; Brassicaceae. The transcript has a single exon. The coding region runs from base 1 to 816 and encodes 271 amino acids. The record is from RefSeq and is a predicted model, not a curated record.